AAAGCGAUAAGUGUCUCCAAGAAUGACGGGGAUUUUCGCCUUGACAUCUCAAACUUUAUCUUCAAUAGAUUGCUGAAAAGGUUUUCACACAAGAACACGUGUUUAGAAGUGGUGAAACGGAACGGCACUUUUGCCUUCCUAUAAGCUUUCACCACCCCGACUCGUUAACGACAAUGCCAUGACAGGAAAUCUAUUCGUUUCCCCUCAAGGUCAGAUUAGCCAUAUACAAGGUGAAAGAGAUGUUUAGGUUGAGUUUCAAUGGCCUUUUUUCAAUGACCCGCAUUGUGUGAAAGUCAGCGAUUUGCACAGCCAUAGUGUUAAUGGUACAUUUAGUAGGCCUAAAGAAAACAGCCUUGGUUAGUUUCAGUAUUCAGAUAGGAAGAAAGCUUGAAUUUCUGCAUGUGCACUAUAUUGUAAACUAACAGGUUUGCAGAUAAAACAGUAGUUUGAUUAGCAAAGGUUUUAGGCCACCAAAGAGGGAAACAAGUAUGGCUCUUGUAUCCGAGGACAAAACAAUCGUUCUGAUCACCGGCUGCUCCUCUGGUAUUGGUUUUGCAACCGCUGUUCUCCUAGCGAAAGAUCCGGAGCGUAAGUUUUGCGUGUACGCCACAAUGCGAAACCCCACCGCGGACAGAAGGGGGCCGCUCGAGGCUGCAGUCGGGGGAGAGAGCGGUGGGUUCCUCGGUGAGACGCUGUUCGUCCGAGGACUCGACGUCGGCCAGGACGGGGACCAACAGGGCGUGGUGGACUGGAUCGUGGAAAAGGAAGGCCGCAUCGAUGUUCUGGUGAAUAAUGCUGGAGUAAUGAUUUGGGAAACCGUGGACUCGCUGCCGUCUCUUGACCAGGCCCAGGCUUUGUUUGACGUCAACUUCUGGGGGACAGUGCGGAUGAUUCGGGCCGUCCUUCCCUCUAUGAAGUCUCGGAAAGCUGGAAGGAUCGUCAACAUCUCGAGUUUCUUCGGCAUCGACAGUAAGGUCCUCCGUUCCAGUCGUUCUAUGCAGCCAGUAAAUUUUCAGUCGAGGCUAUUACUGAAUCUCUCGCACCUGUUCUCAGACUUUAUAAUAUCUGGGCAGUGCUUGUGGAGCCAGGGUUAGUGAAAACCAACAUGACCAAAUCCGUGGAGAAUCCGAUGCAGUUCUUAACAGACACGCCGAAAGCCGCCGGCUUUGACGACGUCACCAGUGCCGCCUUCCA
Molecule: messenger RNA, 1194 nt
Organism: Acanthaster planci (crown-of-thorns starfish)
Lineage: Eukaryota; Metazoa; Echinodermata; Asteroidea; Valvatida; Acanthasteridae
Product: retinol dehydrogenase 8-like
Cellular component (GO): cytosol
Molecular function (GO): oxidoreductase activity
Source: RefSeq, a predicted model, not a curated record